Batrachochytrium dendrobatidis JAM81 is the source of this 3966-nucleotide messenger RNA. RefSeq lists its product as uncharacterized. Gene Ontology annotation, cellular component: nucleus. Gene Ontology annotation, biological process: regulation of transcription by RNA polymerase II. The coding region runs from base 1 to 3966 and encodes 1321 amino acids. The record is from RefSeq and is a predicted model, not a curated record. Lineage: Eukaryota; Fungi; Chytridiomycota; Chytridiomycetes; Rhizophydiales. The transcript is spliced from 8 exons. Gene Ontology annotation, molecular function: RNA polymerase II cis-regulatory region sequence-specific DNA binding; DNA-binding transcription activator activity, RNA polymerase II-specific.
AUGAGCAAUCUUGAAAAGGAUAAUGAGCCUGACUCACCAACCUCGCUGUAUAUACUGGAGACACACGACUACACUAUGCAACCAAGCUCAAGCAAUUUAAAUUUUGAAGGUAGAUCUGCAUCACAAAAUGAUUGGAGUCGGUUUUUUCUUGCGGCCCCACUAUUGUCCGAUGAUCCUGUUUAUUUACAUGCAGACCACAUUGAAGAAUUGGAUAUACCCGUCAUAUCUACAGUGACCCAUAUACAGGCACCAUCGCUUUUUGAUCCCUCUUCUAGUCUACAGGAAAUUGAUAUCGAUCCAGUACUGGAUCAGAUUUCCACUGUUGUUGCGCAGACUCCUCAUCCAACCAGCAUCACGGUUCAGGCGACUAGAGAUGAAGAUUUAAAUAGCUCUAUAUCGCCAUUUGCUUUGGAUACCCUACCUUGGUUCAACACCCCCUCCAAAUUUUCCACUCUUACUACGGCUUCUGGUGCGUAUUGCUCUACUCUAGAUAAAGGCUUGAACCCAUCCAACUCUAAAGCAUCCUUAAUACCAUCUCGACAUGCAUCGGAUCGACGCAAUAUUGAAGAUAUAUCAUUGGAAUGUCCUACUAUAUCUAAUGCAAACACUAAUCUAUCGAAUAUCAAUGAGUUUAAUCUGAAUGCAUCAAACGCCGCUCCAAUGUUGACAAGCGGCUUUGGUAUCCUGGAUUUUCCAAACGAAAUCACAGGAAAUAAAAACUACAGCUCCGCUAAUGUAGAGCAGCUUCAAUAUUCUAAUUUUUGGUCCACUCCUGUUCCAAACGAUGCAGUAUUUGCAAGGCUCCCUUUUGCGCAGGCCACUGAAAAUAUGGCCACUAAUGAUAAUCCGUCCAGCUCGGUGUGUCUGAAUAGUUGGAAAGAAAAUUCCCAAAACGAUACGCUAAAUCCUAGUACGAUCAUCUCGGGAAUGCUUGCAGAAAAUACAACUACCAAUGACGCAAUAUUUGGUGAUCGACCUGAGAUUUCUGACUCAUCAACAAGAUCAUUUCUUCAACACUAUGAUCAUGACAUCAACUGUCUUUGUAACGUUUGCCAUACUAUACGGAUACAAAUGCAGACUUUUGGAACCAUGUAUGAAGGCGACAUCAACAAUGCAUCUGAUAAUGGAUUCACAACGUAUCCCAUUUCCCAGUCAUCUCGAUUUAAUGCACCUUUUGAAUCUGAUAAAAACUUGCAAUUUAACAAUAACAGCAGUAAAAAUAGGGAAUAUUUGCUGGCUAGAAAUAUCGGAGUAAACAAUCAGACGGACAAAACACUUCAGCAAUUACAUCUCCAAAAUACUUCCAGCUUGAAUAAAUUACCUACGCAACCAUCCCUUGAAACUCUUGCUUUCAAAGAGAAUGCCAUAACCACACUUUGUCUAUCCAAUCUUUCGCCUACAAUAUCCGAGCAGCACUUGGCGUCUGGAUAUACACCCAAGUUUGAAUUUUCCUCGACCCUCAGUGGUGUAGCACAUGUACCAGGAAGUCUAAUUCUCGCUGCUAUGGAAAUUUCUUUUCAUGGAUUUUGGAAUCGACUGCGAACACCAGACGAUAUGGACAUUCAAUCUCAAAGUGUGUUGGUAGAGAAAUUUCUUGGGCCACGGAAUGUAGAGUAUACAGUGCUGUUGAUCCAUCCUCGUGUUGUGCAAAAAUCAUAUGGCAAAGAGAAAAGAUUCUUUUGUCCUCAGCCAAUUAUAUACCUCAUUGGUGCUGGAUGGCCUAAGCUUAUUGGUGAUAUCAAAAACAAGGAUGGUAUCGAACAGAUUCACCCACACGCUAAAGCAUCGUUUGUGGACAACAACCACAUAUCAUGGACUUCUGAUGCCCGUCUAACUAAAAACCAGUUUCGGUAUACAGCUGUAUCUCCAACUACAUCAUCGAACACCAAAAAAGUUACCAAGCAACGGGAUGCUCAUAAUAUCAACCAUCGCGAUCGUACUCGGUCAUCAUCAUCGUCAAAAUCUAUUGAAGUCAUAGACCACGAUUCAGACACAGAUGACUCUAGAACGGUUUUGGAUGGCGAAUUUUUGAGCUCUCGCCAUGGUGUCAAGUGCAAUCUGGAAAUGGAACGGCGGCGCGUAAACCUGCUAAGUAAAACAUCCUCAUACGGUAGAUGUGCUACUCCUUCCAUGCAAGGUCCAAUUCACUGCAUGUCAGCGUAUACAAAGGGUUUGUAUAUUAGCGAUUUUGACAAUCGAAAAUCAUUUCAUUUAAAUUUUAGGAUUUAUGGAAAUGUAUCAAAAGAAGAAGUGUGUAGGAUUCGGUCCAAAGAGAUCAAGGUCAUUUCCAAACCCUCGCGAAACAAGAGUGUCGCCAAGUCAUCUGAAAACAUCAUUUGCUCUGGACAUUAUAUUGCACUUUUUAAUCGAGUUCGAUCACAAACAAUCAGUACUCGAUACAUGUCUGUAUCUCAAGAUGGCUCUAAACUAACCUCACGGCAUACUCCAUGGGACACUUUUAUAAUUUGGCUCGAGUCUGAUCCAGUAUAUAUUGCACGAAAAGCAAACUUUGAUGGAAAUAACAAAUCCGUCGUGUCAGAUGAUGGCUUCAAACUAAAUAUUGAACUAAUGUCCGUUUUAGUGCGUAGUUUGGAUUUUGAAUCAAACAGUCGGAAAGAAAGUCUUUGGAAUGUAGACGGCGAAAAUUCGCAGUUAUUCAAAGACAAGCCCGAAUCAACUAUCCACUAUGGCAAUACAGUGGUGCUCGAAAAUCUGAUGACUGGCUUGCUCACUGUGCCCCUAAUUGUGCGAAGAGUAAAUGGAAAGUCAAUGGCUGUUGUACAAGAAUCAGACUCACCAACACUAGCUUCCGAAUUUACUCGAGCCUCGUUAUUUCUUUCACAAGAUCACUGCCAUGGCAAUAUCGAAUCUAAAACAAAAGAUGCAGUGUCACAGCUUCACAAGAUUUCGUUUCAAGUCAAGUCACAACCGGGUCAUUACAUUUCUCUCCGUGAUGAAAGUAUUGUAAUCUAUCAGGCCCAAUCCAGUUUGUCACAACCUGAUGAUAAAUCUACGUUGGAUAUGGCUGAAAAAAAGACAGACCAUCAGUUUAAAGCAUCUGAUUCUUUUAAACUGACCAAGCCAUUAUUGCCACUUCAAGGCAAAUCUCAGCACGCACACAAGGAACCAACUCUGAAACCCCUCAAACGACCUUUACAAAACACGGUGGAAGCUUCUAAAAAGCGGCUUAAAGAUAUUCAGUCUAUAUGGGGCGAUGCAUCCAAUAUUAGUAUGCCGCAGUCCAAAACUGCAGACUUUUCAGUACACGCUAGUCAAUACAAGACAGAUUACUCGACAAAAAAUAGUACAGUAACUACUGAAGAUAUCACAGAGCUUUCUGUUUGGUCAAUUGUUGGCACAGAGGUUGUUGAGCAUACAUUUUCUCUACCGCCAGAUGAUAUUGGGUUAGACUCUGACACGAUUUCUCCAACAACUCUCAAACAGACAUCGCUACAGCCUACCACUACCAAAAUACCAGCAUCAACUCAAAGUAGUUCCACUGAAAAUAUAUCCAAAUACUCAUCUAUACUAAACUCUCCUGAAAAAUCAACUUGUCUCGGAGCCCAACCUAUGCCAAUCAUUGAUCGAAUCAGCCAAGAAGGCACAAACGUACUUGUUUGCAUUGGAUCUCAAUUUGGUGUCAAUUUUUGGAUAUUCGCCGGAAUUGUUCCAGCAAAACGAAUGACCAUCAGAUCAACCUUUAUCUUUAUGGCCGAGUUUCAAUGUCCAAUUGAAAUCAUACGUCAUAGCUUUACAGGAAAUAGAGAUCACCCAUCCAACGCAAGUAAGAAUCGCAAUAUACCAUUUACCGCUGCCACCAACAAGGCCAAUAACAAGCCGGAGCCAUUUAUCAUUGAUCAAAAUGAUAGCAAUGCAUGUAUCACGGAAAUAGUGCCGCUACUUGUAUUGCGUGAUAAAAUGGUUUUCCGUACAGAGUAUUCGCUUCAGCUACAAUGGCAAAAAUAA